Eriocheir sinensis (Chinese mitten crab) is the source of this 15441-nucleotide messenger RNA. RefSeq names its product fibrocystin-L-like. Bases 899 to 14356 code for a protein of 4485 amino acids. The record is from RefSeq and is a predicted model, not a curated record. The transcript has 78 exons. NCBI's taxonomy places the organism in Eukaryota, Metazoa, Arthropoda, Malacostraca, Decapoda, Varunidae.
GGGGGAGAGAGAGAGAAGGGGGGAGGGGGUAGGAGAGGAAGUGAUGUCAUGUUCGAACCACACGAGUGAAUCACCGAAGCUUUGUUUAGAAUGAGGUCGAAACGGUUACCAUUCACGAUUAUAAACACAGGCUGGAAUACACUGUUGCCCCCACUCAAAAUUUCGCUUAUUCAUUUCUUUCUUUUUUUUCAGUAUAGGAAGCAACUCAAAGUGGGAAAAAUAAGUACAUAAAAGAACUUGAUAAUCACUGCUUCUAUAAUGAAACUAGAAAUGAUUAGUUAUGAGUGAUUAGGUUUUAUUAUAACUCAAUAUUAUUAUCAUUCACUCAGUCAUUUCAGCGGCUAAUUGAUUGACUUUUUACCAUAUUACAGACAGGAGAACUUUUUUUAUAUAAUGUCACGUAUAGGAUGGGAGUUAUGUGUCUGACCCCGGAAAAUACAAUGUGCUGGGUAGGGUCAUCUGGUAACACUGCUAGGGUCAUCUGGUAACACUGCUAGGGUCAUCUGGUAACACUGCUAGGGUCAUCUGGUAACACUGCUCGGGUCAUCUGGUAACACUGCUAGGGUCAUCUGGUAACACUGCUAGGGUCAUCUGGUAACACUGCUAGGGUCAUCUGGUAACACUGCUAGGGUCAUCUGGUAACACUGCUAGGAUCAUCUGGUAACACUGCUAGGGUCAUCUGGUAACACUGCUAGGGUCAUCUGGUAACACUGCUAGGGUCAUCUGGUAACACUGCUAGGGUCAUCUGGUAACACUGCUAGGGUCAUCUGGUAACACUGCGAGCCCAUAUAAGACGGCCCACGUUGAGGCUUGGCACAUGUCAGUCAGUCAGUCAGUCCCUUGCUUGCCUUGACACAGGAAGGGAGUCUCGUGUUGGUCUGUGCCUGCGUGGACUUAGAUGAGGGACGCUGGUCACCUCUUUAGUCCCUGGGCCAUGACGCGUCUGGCUCUGGUGGCUACUGCUGCUGCCGCCCUCCUGGGGUUGGCCUCGGCGGCACGGAUGACAGGCAGGAAUCCGUAUUACCUGGGCUAUGGAGGAGGUGUGGUCCUCUACAUCAACGGAGAAGGCUUCAGCGAGGACCAGUUCAGCCAGUUCGAUCCUUCUUUGGGGAAUCGAGUAUCAUUGGUGAACGGAGAGGAUGAAAUCGAGUGUAAGGUGAUCCAAUACCUUACCAACACGAAUCGGAUCGUCUGUUCUACCGGGCCUCGCACCAGACCCAGCGCGCCUACGGUCUAUGAUAUCGUUAUCUACUCCGACGGUGUUCGCGCUGAGGGAAGCAGCACCGUCAACUACGCGUGGUGGGUGCCUCCGAAGAUUCAGACCGUGACGCCGCUGUGGUCCCUGCCCGGCCAAGAGGUGAGGUUCAACGGCUGGCUGCAGACGGCCCAGUAUUACCAGAUCAACGUGGACGACCCUCUCGAAGCCAACCCGGACCGUGGCGCUGUGCUGACCAAGGUCUUCUUGGGCGGCGUGGAGUGUGAUCUGCUGGACGAGAAUGAAGAGCUUCGCGGGACCUUCAGCGGGGGGGAACUCACAUGUCUGCCGCGCGCCAAGCUGAUCGGAGCCAUGAACUCCUCGCUCUUCGUCACCGAGAGAGGCUCGUCUGUGACUGAUCGGCAUAAGAUGUACGUCGACUCGCAAGACAAGCUUUACCAGUACCAUUCCUACCCGGCCAUAAGUGGUGUGUCCCCCUCGUCCGGCUCCCUCCUCGGUGGCACUCUCGUUACUGUCGACGGCAUUGGCUUCGACCCCUACCAGGACCAGACCAAGGUUGAGGUCGGAGGCGUGGAGUGCUCCGUUCAAGAGAUCACGGAUGACCAGCUGAAGUGUUUGACGCCAGCUGAGGGGCAGAUUGAAUCCCCCGGCGCAGGCGAGCGUGGCAUCCUGGUUGAGCUGUUUAAGGGGGAGACUGCGACAGAUGCUGAGUUCUACCAAGCGGAGAAAUGGGCAGCGCUGGACUCCUCUCACGCCGGCUACGAGGCACUCACCAACGACGUUCAAGAACUCUCCUUUCCGCUGGUGAUUGGAGAGAGCGCUUUAGGGAGAGUCAGAGCUCUCCUCCACCCACCCCACGAUGGCGAGUAUAUGGUUCUGGGCACCGCUGGCAACAAGGGCUGGGUCCUCAUAUCCCCUGAUGGAAACCCGGAAAAUGCCGUGUCCGAGCAGCCUAUUGAACUGAAGAAGGGGACGCCGGCUUAUGUUGAAUUCCGCUUCCGAACUGACGGCGACACGGACCUUCUGAUAAGGAUGAAGGACUUUAACGCGAGGUACGUGAACAGUCAGACCUUCCGGGCACUCAACCCUAAGAUGGAGGUGAAGCUGGACAUCCACCAGGUGUUCGAGACGCAGGCAAUAGCUAUCACGGGGACUCCAACGCCCGCCACCUUGUUCAUCAAUGGGAUUUCUUCGGCUCCUGUUGAUAUCGCGGAUUCUGCACAGGUCCGCGAGGCGCUGCUGGACAUGACGGAGCAGAAGUGUGACAAGGAUUUUAGCGGCUUGAACGUAAGGCAUUUCACGGACUUCGAGGACGGCGAAAGACCUCCAGGAGCCCUCGGGAGCGUUGUAGAUGACGUCCAACCCUAUUGCGGAAGAAAACUCUUCAGACUGAAGCGAACUGACCCACGGGUGUACCGAGUGACCGACCAAGACAAAAUGGUGGAUGCCAACGUUCAUAAAUACCUGUGUUUCGCUAUCCAGGGCAACCUUCAAACAAGCAUGGCGGUCAACCUAGUUUGGAAGGACAACAGAGGGAAAAACAGAGACGACACCUUUUGGUUUGAACGCCCAUUGUCCGCCAGCAGCUGGACGUACCACUGCGAGGACUUGCAGGAGGUGAUAUUUAACUCGUGGGCAGCGGCCGAGUACACAGCGGGGGCCAAGCUGCUGGUGAAGAACGUGGUGGUGCCCAAGGCUGCCCUACCCACCGAGGAAGUGCACAUCGACGAGGUGGUCUUCGUUAAUGAGGCCGUGACAGUGUCCCAGACCCGCCCAUCCGCCCUCAAACAGCAGAAUGUCUUGGUGUCCGAUGUUGAGGUGCAAGAAGAGACGGAGACGGGCUAUGAACUUCGUUUCAUCACAUCAAAUUGUAUGGCCGGGAUGCCUCUUCUUGGGGUCUUUGAUGGCGAAGCCGACAACUCGCUCCUGGAGGUCCUGAGCACGUCGGAUUCCUACACCUUCCCUAUUGGCGAGGCAUCCGUAGCUGUGAGCCGCCAGGACGCCGCCACCAGCCCCCUCGCCGGGACGUGGGACCUCCUUAUUCAGGGCCGCGUGAUCCCGAACAUCCCCGCCGACAUCGACUACAUCGCCCUCCAAGCGUACCUCGAGAGCGCCUUGGGGUCGGAGAUCGUAGUGACGCGCGGCGGCUCUUGCAGGAACUACCAGUACGACAUCGAGUGGCUCGACGACCCCGGACGGAAGGAGAUGGUCGUGGUGGACGACUCGAACCUGGUCUUUGAUGGCGAGGUCACCGUAUCCGUAAGGCGAGAAUGGGAGGGGAUGAUAUGGCAUGACCCCCUCUAUGCUGACUUCAUGACGGCCUACAGGGACACGCCACAUGUCACAGUGCGGGUCAACGGUUACUCCGCGGCCUGCCAAAACGACUGCGCCUUCUCCUUCACCGACGCCGGAGGUCCAACAUACGACUCUUCCUCGAUAUCAGAACCGACUUUCACGGACGCAGUAACCAUUGAAGUCUAUGGCGGAGGGUUCACCAGCAAUGAUCUCAGUGACUACGGGGCAAGUCUUGGUGAUGUCGAGUGCGCUGCUUCUGCCAUUGACAAUUCACAGGACCAGAACAGCCUCACGGUAUCGUGUGACAUUUCCGUGGCAGGCGUUUAUACAUUCAGCGUCCGUAUGCAACCGUAUGGGGUAUUCUACACAGGCUCAAUUACCCUCAACCCGACCAUCACCAGCCUCAGUGUAGCGGAGGGCCCCAUGACCGCCUACUUCCCUAUCACAGUGUUCGGUUCAGGGUUCCCGUCGGACGCAGCGGACUGGGAGGCGGACAGCUCGUACGUGAAGAUUGACGAGGCAGAUUGCGAAGUGCUCUCGGGUGAUGCCACGGAAGUUACCUGUAUGGUCCCCCCGCGUGAGGCGGCCAGCGGGUCCUUGGUGGUGAGCGUGUUCGUGGCUGGUGCCGAUGCGUCCUACGAUGGCUUCACCUACACGGCUGUCUCGGAAGUGCCCACUAUCUCCUCGCUCAGCGCCUCAACCCUCUCGGUCUAUGGCGGGGAAGAACUUGUCAUUACCGGAACAACAUUUGGCAGCAGUGAAGGAACAGUGAAGAUUGGGUCAGAGCCAUGUGAGGUCACCAGCUGGGCGGCCGAGAGCGUGACCUGCACCACACCGUCGCUCGCACCCGGCUCAUACUCAGUCAGCCUCCUCACCGAUGGCCUGGGCUUGGCGGAAACGUCUGUCGAUUACGUGUUCACCAUCACCUCCGCCUCCAAACUCAAGGGGUCAGUGAAGGGUGGCACCACGGUCACACUCAAGGGCGAGGGCUUCGGCUCAGACUGCUCCCUCCUGAAGGUGCUGCUCGGGGAUGAAGACGAGUGUGAUGUUGUCGAGUGCCAGCCCACGAGUCUUACCUGUGUCACGAGGAUUGUUCCGAAACAUCACGAGAUUCUCAAUAGUGGAAUGAGCACAGAGUUCAGCGUACAGUGGUCGCCUAAUGUCCUGGACGUGAGAGAAGGGGAUACCGUCACCUGGAAAUGGUUGAAGCUCUCCGAGAACUCCCAGCUCGAGUACAGCGUGUGCCAAGUGCCUAACCCACUGGCCGACUGUGAGGAUGAUGACGGAACUGGCUUCAACUCCGGCCCCAAGACUGUAGCAGGCCAGUUCACAGUCAACUUCAACCAGCAAGGCACCUACUUCUACAGCGGACAGCCAGCGAGCUCAUCCGGGCUGGUCAUGCGAGGUCAGAUAAAUGUCAUCCGCCCACCCACUGAAGCACGUAAGAUAACCGUACUUCUCGGAGACCAGGAAGCUACGAUUGACCUUUCCAACGUCGAGGAGCCCAUAGCGGGUGAUGGAUGUACUCCAAACCAAGAGCCCUUAGCGGAUUGCACUGAGGCUGACCCCACUGUGCCGGAUGACGGAUACCUGUAUUUCCAAGCCCACACCUGUUAUACACCUGUCAUCAGUAGCGUGGCGACAGACUCCUUCACUGGCGUUCCCGGACUCAGCGGCGUCCAGCUGAUCGAGGGCGUAAGUCUCAACAUCGAGGGGUCAGGCUUCAACGACGAGGCCAGCGGACAGUGCAAGUCAAGUGUGAGGGUCGGCAAUGCUCCCUGCGUGUUGGGUCAGGUCGGGUCAUCUACGGCAUUGACCUGCGACCCGAAUAUGGAGGAUCUGGGGGUCUCGUACUACCCUGUGUCUGUGCGAGUCUUUGGCAAUGGUAUCGCCGCCAUGGAGGUCUCGAACUACAAUAACGAGGGUCGGGUGGUGGUGGUCCCGUCAGUGGAGUCGUACAGCCCCACUGAAGGAUCUCUCGCCGGUGGAACACUCAUCACCAUUGCAGGUUCCGGGCUUCAAGGGUUGUCCGCUGAUCCCGUGGUGCUUCUGGGAGGGCAGCCGUGUGCGUUGGAGGAUGUCACGCCUAUCUCAGUCACCUGCCUCACCCCGCCCUCCGCCACCGCCACUUCUGCCACCCUCACCGUCACUGUCAUGGGCAUCCAGGCGCUGUAUCCCGACUCCCAUCCCUCCUACACCUAUAGCGAGGCACUCACACCCUCGGUCACGGGAAUGGCGAUAUCAGGCGAAACGGUGACUUUGACGGGGCAGAACUUAGGCACGGACUCCGACAAGCUGACUGUGACUCUCAUCUUAGAAACUCUCAGUCGUUCACUUAAAACCGAAGAGGAUGAGGAGGAUGAGGUGGAGAAGCUGGAUGAGGAGAUGGAUGAGGACUACAUCGAGGACUUUACGGAUGACGAGGAGAUGGAGCGGAUGAUCAGUGGGUAUCUUGACGAGAGCGAAAUGUCAACCGCUGAUGCCGUACGUGAGGAGAAGGGAAAACGCAAUAUGCAGCGCCGUCUGAAGCUUGCUCUUGCCGAUAUGAUUGAGUCUCCUGAGGGAUUCUGGGGCACCUUCACCGGCACUGGGGCUAAGACAUUCAGGGAGACGGUGUUGAUGGGGGCCUGGCGUAUGGCUGGCACUUCUACCACCAGGACGAAGGAAGAUCCGGAAAAUGAAAGUCUCGUCACCCGUCAAGAACGUUCCAUUAAAGCUCUUGCGACCGAGUACACGUGCGUUGUGACAGCCACCUCGGAGACUGAAGCAACUUGUACCGUCUCUGGGCUUCCUGCGGGGUCCUACAGCGUUGAGGCAUCCCUUGACGGAGCAGGAUAUGCGUUGUCAAGUGCGGUGACAGCUGGUGCCGUUCCUGUCGUGUCGUCCAUUUCGCCAACGUCAGGAAGCGUCAAUGGCGGGGUUCUGCUUACAAUCCUCGGCUCUGGGUUUAUCGACGGGGACACGACAGUCGCGGUUGGAGAUUCCGCAUGUGUCGUAGUAGAUGUAGCCUCGGGAACCGUCACCUGCCGUGUUCCCGCUGGUGCUGAUGGUGAUGCUGCGUCUGUGGCGGUGACGGUGGCGGGAGGCAGCCCCAUCACGGCAUCCUCCACCUUCACCUACGAUGCUUCGGUCACGCCAACGCUGGACUCAGUCACGCCUGCCUCAGUCUCGGCCGGGGGUACUGCGCUCACCCUCGCUGGCAGUAACUUCAAGCAGGGCGCUGUGGAUCCUCAAGUGCUCGUGGGAGGAGAGGAAUGCACGGUGACGACUGCGAGUAACACCGAAGUUCAAUGCGAUGCCCCUGAGCUGCCCGGAGGGACCUAUGACGUGGUGGUGAGGGAGGCAACUUACGGAGACUCCAACACCCAGAGCCUCCUUUACGAGUCUGGGGCUAACAGCGGAGAUUUCGAAGGUGGUUUCGGAGGCAGCCUCAUUACGAUUACCGGCUACGGCUUCGACCCAGCUGGCGGCACCACCGUUACCGUCUGCGGGAAUGAAUGUGAGAUCGUAGGCGUGCCCACCGCCACCGAGAUCAGCUGUGUGGUUCCCCCCGAGACUUACACUGGCGAGGACAAGAGCUGCGAGCUUUUGGUGAUACAACCGGGCGGCGACGUGGCUGCCACCCUCACCUACCAGUACCUCGCCUCCCUGACAGCCUCCGUUACCAGCGUCAGCCCCAAGCGAGGAGGGACGGCAGGAGGAACCACUCUCACCAUCGACGGAACUGGCUUUGCGGAUAGCGGGAAUGUCGUCACCAUUGGCGGGUCGGCGUGCGAUGUGCAGUCGGAGAGUUCCACCGCCAUCACGUGUCUCACCUCAGCUCACCAAGGACCGGGAGAGUUCGCUGUUAUGGUCGACGUUCCUGACAAGGGCUUCGCUGUGACGGAUGAGAACGGAGUCUUCUUCUACAUCGACCGCUGGAGUUCGGUGUUUACGUGGGGCAAUGAGCCGGUGCCGUCUGAGGGCCAGCUGGUGGUGGUGGACGAGGGCCAGACGGUGCUGCUCGACCAGUCCACGCCGGUGCUGAAGAUGCUGCUGAUUCAAGGCGGUCAUGUGGUGUUUGACGAUGAGGCGACAGAGGAGUUGGUGCUUCGUGCUGAAUACAUCCUGGUGGUGGGCGGCGGGUCUCUGAGCAUUGGAUCUGAGGAGGUGCCGUUCCCAGGCGAGGCGGUGAUUGAGCUCCACGGCAACUUCCACUCCAUUGAGCUCCCGAUAUAUGGUGCCAAGGUUCUGGCAGUUCGCGAUGGCACCCUGGACCUCCACGGCGCCCAUGUCCCCAUCACCUGGACGUACCUUGAAGCCACAGCAGCAGCGGGGGCCACCAGCAUCACCCUGGCCGACGAGGUGACUUGGAAGGCAGGCGACCAGAUUGUUAUCGCCUCCACGGGACUGAGGUUCCCGAGAAACGAGAACGAGGUGAGAACGAUCAAUUCCGUCAGCGGCAGCACCGUCACCUUCACGGAGCCGCUGGAAUUCGAACACGUCUCAGUAACGCAAACCCUCGGGGGACGGGAAGUGAAGACCCGCGCUGAGGUGGGACUCCUCACACGCAACGUCAAGAUCCGAGGAAACAUCAACGGGGACUUUAGCGAGGAGAUUGAGGCCUGCGGGGAACAGUUCAAUCCUAACCAGUUUGCAACUCAGACUUGCUUCAACGGGCGAUACGGCGAUGAGACUGGCAGCGAUCAGUUCGGCGCCACGGUCAUGAUCUUCGGCAAGUUCCCCGACCAGGACUUGGUGACGGGACGCAUCGAGUAUGUGGAGGUCACGGAGGCUGGGCAGGCCUUCCAGCUGGGCCGCUAUCCACUCCACUUCCACAUGGUUGGCGACGUGAGCACCUCCUACAUCCGUGGUUGCGCCGUUCACCGUACUUACAACCGCGCCAUCACCAUCCACGCUGCCAACUACCUCACCGUGGAGCGCAAUGUGGCGUACAACAACAUGGGCCACGCGAUCUUCACCGAGGACGGCGUGGAACAGAAUAAUGUGAUCCAGUAUAAUUUGGCCGUCUUCACACGCAGUUCAUCGUCCCUCCUCAAUGUGGAUAUUACGCCCGCAUCAUUUUGGGUGGUCAACCCCAACAAUAUCGUGCGCCACAACGCUGCUGCCGGCGGGACCCACUUCGGAUACUGGUACAGGACGGAGCGCCACCCCUCCGGCCCCUCCACCACCAACUCCUACUGCCCCAACAACGAGGUCAUGGGACAGUUCUUCAACAACACCGCACACUCCAUGGGAAGGUACGGUCUGUGGGUCUUCUCCAUGGACGGAUACCACCCCAGGGCAGGCACAUGCAGAGGCUCGGACCUGGUUGCCAAGUGGGAGGACUUCACCGUGUGGCACUGUGACCGUGGCGCCGAGGUGGUCUUCGGCACCAACCUCCAGUUCCACAAUUUCGUCGCGCUGAACAACAAGAUGGCGGGGAUGGAGAUGGUCAAGAUGAAGGGAGGAAACCGUCUUGGAGAUAGCCCGGGCAUCUUCAACUCCCUUGUGGCCUGUCACUCGGCUCUCGGUAGCGACUUCUGUACCGCGCAGACCAGUGGCAUCAUCUCGCCCAAGCAGUACACCUUCAGCAUAUCCGAAGUCACCUUUGUCAACUACGAUGUGCCCGGUUCGUCAGCGCUCUCCGGAUGUUCCCAGUGCAAGCCGCUCCAGGGUGGGUUCAGGACACAAGUGGAGGGUUUAAGCUUUGACACGUCUCCGAACAGGCUCAGUUUCAAGUGGGAGCACGAGACCAUCUGGUUUGACGAGGACGGAUCACUCAGCGGAACUGUCGGUGCGAGCGUUGUGCCUUGGAUGGAUAUUCUGCCUUCGGACUCCUGCGCUACGGCUGACGAACUUAGUGUCAAUCCUUCCUUCCCGGGCGCGGUUUGCAGUCCCGACCUGAACUUCAUGCGCUUCAACGUCGAGGGUCCCAGCAUCGAGCCUCCCUCAAUGAAAGGACGUGACCUCAUCGUAACCAACGACCACGGUACUGUUAACGUUCCCUACAUGGUCAAGCGACUCACCACGGAGGGCUGGAUGGGCCUUCUCUUCGGCGGCGACACCUACGUUUGGUACUUUGACGACUCCUCUCAGAUCACAAACAUAACGUACAAGGCGACAACGCAGCUGGUGGGCUCCGGGGACUAUUAUUACGUCAAGCACAACCUUAUGGAGCAGCCCGACUUCUUUGGGACGACAGGUGAGGGGCAGGAGAGCACAGUGGCACUGCCCGACCCUAAUACGGACUUCCACGGCGACUACUACUGGGACGCCGAGAACAGGGAGAUGACUUAUAUGGUGUCCUCUAACCUGGAGAGCAAGAGGAAUGUCCGAGAGUUCACCAAGGACGCCGGCCUCAAGAGAAACAUCAAGUUCGAGGUGUUCAGAAAUGCCCCAACGCCCCCGCCAGUCCCCACCGGCCGCCCCGACGUGGUUCUCUACUGGUCCGACGUGGAAACUUGGAAGGAGGUCCCUGUGGGCUCAGGAGGUCACCCCACGGAGGAGGAAUAUAAUUUACCGGUGGAGAAUGACGAGAUUAUCAUUCCCCCUGGCAUGUGGCUGAUUGUGGACACUGAAACGCCGAAGCUGAGGCGAGUCUACGUCUACGGCACGCUGGAGUUUGACGAUACAAUGGACCAUUACUUUGAGGCGACCAUCAUCUACAUUCAGGGCGGCAGCGUGGUAGCAGGCUUCAACAAGGAGAAGCCCUUCACACACAACCUCGAGAUCCAGCUACGAGGCUCCAUAGACCCCGAGGACCCCGACAACGAGGCGUUCCCAAUGCCCCAAGGAGUCCCCGAUGUUGGCUGGAAGGCAAUUGGGGUCUUUGGGUACCUCAAACUCCACGGCGUUGUCUCGGGUCAGUCGUGGCACAAGCUUGGAGCGACGGCAGAAGCGGGAAGCAUGACGGUCACGCUGGCGGAGGCUCCCGACGCUUCCUGGCUGAACAAGAUGGUGGUGAUAUCGACAACCUCCAAGGACGCGACAGAGAGUGAGGUCAGGACUGUAGUGGGCAUUGACGGCGCCACGCUCACCCUUGACACAGCCCUUGAGUUCGAGCACUUGGGCGUAACGCACACCUUCUCCGACGGCACAUCCCUUACCCUGGCUGGAGAGGUCGGUCUGCUGAGUCGAAACAUUGUGGUGCGAGGAAGCCCCACUGAGGACAGCUUUGGCGGCAGGGUUGUGGUGUCUAGGGUCAACCAGGACAGUGUGGACUAUGUCGGGUCCGUUCAGCUCGAUGGCGUACUCCUCGACAACAUGGGGCAGGAGAGCUUCACUAGCCUCGACGACCCUCGCUACGCCCUCGCUAUCGUUGGACUCGGCGCCGUUGAGGACGACUCGAGUUAUGUCAGUCGGUCGUCCUUCAGUAUAAGUUAUAAUGUCGCACUCGGCCUGCUGGGGACCUCCAACGUGAAUGUGGAGGACAAUGUCAUCUACUUUGCACUUGAUUCUGCCGUGAAGGACGAGGAAGGCUCCAACUUCUACAGGAGGAACCUCAUCACAACUGUUCUCUUCCUUGGGACUUUCGGCGAUCGGUUCGAGACGCAGAACCUUAACUGGUACGGCGCGUUCCAGCUGGACAAUGCCCCGAACACCGUACUGGAAGGGAACGCCGUGGCUGGUGCGGAACAGGCGGGUUACAAGACAUACGGCGAGAUAUGUGAUGACGCGGCGCAGUGGAGCAACAAUGAAGUCCACGGCACCAUCUACGGCAUCAUGUCAUGGAAGAAGAGUGGCCAGGGAGAUGAGUGCCGCAGGAUUCACGACUUCACCGCCUGGAGGAUCAUCGACACGGCCUUCUACAUCCAGCACUACGCCUCAUCCAUCAUCGAGAACGUCGUUGCCGCUGACAGUCCGCUUGGCGUGAAUCAGCUCAUCAGGGGACCUCCGGCGCUCUCCCACACCUUCUCCGAGAAGUACGCGUUUGUCAAGUCGUCCCUGUUCGUCGGCGCCUCCCCCUCACACACCUGCACCUUCCAGAAGUCCACCACCGAGAUCAUGACAUUCUAUUCCGGGAAACUUUGGACUAGUGGACUGUCUGGAGGAGUCACCGGCGUACUGUUCGGAACCUUCAUGUCUGGGGCGAAUAUGGCACCCAAGAAGAAAUUCAGCCCCACAACCUCCUACCCCGCUCUCCACGGCCGCACGGAGAUCAGCGACAACACAUUCAUCAACUUCAACACGCGAUCAUGCGGCAGAAACGUCGCCCUCAUGGCCAACCCCGAAUCAGACGACGCCGUCCACCCCAUCUUCACGAGCGGCCUGACCUUCGUUGAGACAGUGUCGGAUAACUACGUCUUCAUCAGGAGGGCUAAUGUUGACCUCGUGGACCCCUCGGACUGCGUUGAUAUGGACUGUGAUGGACAUAAGAAGGUGGUGCUUAAGGAUGCCGAUGGGUCUCUGCUAAGCACGGCAGGCGCCACGCUCAUCUCCGAGGCCGAGUUCGAGUGGGAUGGCGAUGAGAGGCGAGGCGUUGGCGACUACCGCAUCCCUGUGCCCCUCCGACAGAACGAUGACGGCACUGCGAUCCCCGCCGAGGACAAGUUCCCCAACAAAGGUAUCGUGCGUGAUGACAGCUGCACCCUGGCUCCGGCGUGGCAGGCAUGGGUGUGCAAGACGCUGGAGUACUUCAUGAUGAUUAUCGAGAGCAUGGACAGUGAUACAGAGGUGCGGCGUCUGUCCCCCAUCGCCCUCAUCGCCAACCCUGGUACGAAUGGCUUUGUGGACUUGCUCAACGGACCCAUGGAUAGAGGCUGGUGUUUUGGUUAUACUUGCCAGGAGCGUAUCUCAACUUUCUACGCAGUGGUGGCGGGUGACCAGGUGUACGAGAUGGCCAUGACCAGCACGCCGCCACAGGUGCUGCGUCUCCACACCCUCACGGAAGAAGAGGUGGUGGUCCUCCGCAUCUUCUUCCCCAAGCUCCAGCGUUACGACAUCUACGUGGGCGACACCUUCAUCCCCCCCACCAACAUCGACACGUCCGUCACCAAGUACCAGCUGCUGCCUGAAGACCCGCUGGCCCCCGAGGCUUUCUUCCCGACGAUCUCCGAUGCCGUCGGAUCGAACUACCUCCAGCGGUCCGCCAAGCUCCUUCAUGUGGUGGUCGGCAAGUCGCAGAUCGUCACCAUCAAGACCACGCCCAUGAUCACCCUGCAGAGCGGUCUCGUGGUCACCGAGAGCGACUUUUACGAAGAGAACCUCCUGCAGAACCUCGUGGACCUCUUCGGCAUUUCCCCCGACAACAUCAGAAUCACCAACAUCGUCCCUGAGAAUUCAAGGCGUGGGUGGACCAGGCAGGGCACCGUGACCAUGGAUGUUUCGGCCGAGAUCGCCAGCGCGCCGACAACCUCACCGGACGGAGCUGAGUCUGCAUUGGACGCGCCGGUGCUUACGUUCGAGGCUCUGGAGUCCGCGUACGAGACAGCCGUCAACAAAUUCCAGGAGGGAUCGUGCGAGACGUGUGCCUCUCUCAAGACUAUCAGCCCGCAGAAUCCUCCCCCAGCUGAGGCUCCCCCGAAGGCCACAGAGGAGACAGGUUCCGUCGUCAUCGAGAACGGGACUCUCUUCUCCGAGCUGCAGCAGAAGGAGGAGGCGGCCGCCCUCAACAAGAGCCUGGAAACCGUUGAGUUCUCCCAGCCGUCUGCGUCUGAGAUCCUGACUGGUGUGCCGUCGUAUGUGGUGGUGGACACGAGCUUCUCAACACUGCCCUCGAUCACCGUGCGGGAUGAAGAGGGAAACAUCGUCAACAACCUGGGCAUUGAGAACGACCCCUGGAGGUUCACCGCCACGCUCACGGGCGGCGCUCAGGGAGUGACGCUCGGGGGCACCACCUCCGUUCCCUACGUGGACGGCGCCGCGACCUUCACCGACCUUUCCGUCAGUGCCCCCGGGGAGGACUUCAGCCUGUCCUUCGCCAUCACGUACCCUGCGGACGCCCCGGCCCUCCCCGUCGCCCUCAGCCAGACCUUCAAUGCAAGAGCCGAGAUCCCCAUGGCGGUCAACAUCGACAUUUCCGAGGACAUGCUUAACGUGGGGCAGCCCUUCACCGUCUCCAUACAGCUGGUGGAUGAGGACUCUGGGGAACUGUUGGACGGGACACUUUUCGAGGACCAGGUCAUCGUUGGGGAGCUGCUAGAGAGGAGGAACCCGAAGGCAAUACCCAACCUUGUCAAGAGAUUCUACGAGAUGUCUCCAAGCAGUUCGGAGAUUCCCCUCGAGAUCACUCUGGACAAGGAAGCCGUGCGAUACCAACUCAUUACCCGCGUGUCCAUCGUGCCUGGCGAAUGGUAUCUGGAAGGGAAGACUAAACGCAUGGUCAUUUAUCCCGAGGAAGUGAGUCGGCAGGAUGAUUCAGUAACCAAGACCGUCGGAGUGGAAUUGUACAGAGGCAAGCUCCUGACAGACUUGAACGAGGAGCUGGAGGAUGCAGUGCUGGCGUAUCUGAUCGAGAACUUCAACAUGGAAAGAAGUAACAUCGUCUGGGGGCCCGUGACGGUUGGCAACAAGGAAAGGAAGAUGGUGCCUGCAGAAUUUGAGAUCUCAGGCCCGUCGGAACAAGUCACAAACACCAUCAAUGACCUCUGUAGGGAGUUGAAGAGCAAAGUGUUGGUGCGGGUUGAAAGCGACUGCCAGAGAGGAUCGUACAGGAUGUUGCAUGUGUAUGUCGAUGGCGAGAAACAGAAAUGCAGGAGGAGGACGUUGAUGCCAGAGUCAUCGGUGGGGAAGAACUCUGUGGUCGUCAUCAAUGGUACUCGCAGCAUGUCAAUGGAUGAGUCGACACUGGUGGAAGGCAUUGAGGUCAUAAAUGUCACUCGCGCGGAGACGACAAUUGGAAGGCACAAGUUUAACCGAGGAUAAACUGGACGAAUUUGAUCACUGAGGGAACUGGACAAGACUAACCAAGGAUAAUCUAAAGCAGUAUGAACAGGAAAGGAAGGAAAAAAAAAAAAAAAACUCCACUCGCAGUGUGACAACAUUUGGAAGGAUCAAGUUCAACCAAGGACAAAUUCAAUGAAUUUGAUCACUGAGGGAAUGGCACAAUUCUAACCAAGGACAAUCUAAAGCAGUAUGAUCAGGAAGCGAAGAAUAAUGGAAAACUCCGGCAUCUUAAACUCCUUUCUAACUGUGACACCAUUUGGAAGGAUCAAGUUCAACCGAGGACAAACUUAACCAAUUUGAUCACUGAGGGGAUGGCACAAGUUUACACCAAGAUAAUCUGAUGUAUUUAAUUAUGAAGAAAACGGGUGAGUCCAAGAAUGAACCAGCAUUCGUACACUAACCAAAGUAGCCGAUAGUGCAUUGUUGUGAGUUGUAGUUAGACAUGGUGCUGGUUAUAGCGAUCCACAGAAUAGAAAACGCAUGCUAUCGUAAACCAACAUAUUGGUAUUUUCUAAUCAGAGGAACUUCUUAAGAGCAUUUUGAUGAAGUUUCUCUUAACAAGCAUGAUUUUGAUAUGUGUAGUCGUAACCCUGUAUUCCAAGUUCUUUUCAAUAGCCAUCUUGAUCUGGGUUUUGAAUGAAGGACAAAUUUGUAUCUUUGGGUAACUGAAUCAUCUUUUUGACCCCUUCAUCUUUCACAGCCUGAUCGAGCCUCUUGUGAUUGGUAGUAAAGUAAAAGAAGUAAACAGUUUUGAACAAUCCUUUCCAGUCUUCCAAUAGCCAUCUUGAUCUGGGCUUUGAAUGAAGGACAAAUUUGUAUCUUCAAGUCCAGAAUCAUCAUUUUGACCCUUUCGUCUUUAACAACUUGAUCCUCAGUAGUCAGGAAGCUAUAAUGUGUUUUUGGCGAGUGAAGCAAAAGAAGUAAACUAAUCACUUAACAUCACUUAAAAUCACUUAAUAUAUUCGUAAGUCUAGUUCAUAAGUUCUGAGAUGCUUGACCACUUAACUGUAUAUCAACUUGUGUACUCUUAAAACUGUGAAAAAUAUAACAUUAGAGGCAUUUGA